AUGUUCCGAUUUAUCGGCGCUUGGCUACAGGCGGUGCUCCGGUAUAUUGCUGCGUGGCUUCCGGCGGCGGCGGAUGAUUCUGACGCCGCUGUUUCGUCGCCUCAUGCGGCGAUGGAUUUCCCCGUCACGGCUUCGCUCGGCCCCCUCCACCGGCCGCUCCAUUCCUUCAGGGCCACCAAGAACAACCUGCCGGAUGGGGUCAGCGAGGGCCAGGUCCGGCGCCUCGAGGCAGAUCUGGAGACACUGUUCACCGAGCUCAAGAUCGUGUCGGAAGCGGACGACCCAAGCUUCACGGCCAGGUGCUGGAUGAAGGAGGUGCGGGAGCUCCGUUACGACGCGGAGGACUUCUUCAACGAGGUCCCGCACUCCUCCGCCGGCGCCGGCGACGGUGCCACCCGCAGAGGCGCUCUCCUCACCACCAUCCUCUCGAUUCCCAGUAGGCUGAAGCGGCGGCGGCAGGUUGCAGAAGCUUUCUCAGAUCUGCGGGCUCGCGUGAAGGAUGCGAGUCAAAGACGCCAAAGUUUCCAGCUUGGUCCAGCGACCAUGAGAGAUGAAUUUGGGAAAGCCAAUGCCAGCCGCUCCCCCAAAUUUAUCGGUCUUGAGGAGUCCAUGGACAAGCUUGUCAAACUGAUGGCUUUUGACAGUGAAGAUGCAGAGCAACAAGUUCAGGUGGUAUCUAUCGUUGGAUCUGCAGGUGUUGGCAAAACCACACUUGCCAGGACCUUCUAUUGUAAAUUUGGAUGGAAAUUCCAGUGUCGGGCUUUUGUGCGGGUGUCGCGAAAUCCAGACAUGAGGAGGAUGCUUUCCAGCAUGCUCUCACAAAUUAAGGCGCCACCGGUCCAUGGCUUUCCCGAUGUGCAGGACCUUAUUGACCAUAUCAGAGAAUAUCUGCAAUGCAAAAGAUACUUGAUUGUAAUUGAUGACUUAUGGGCCUCCUUGACAUGGGAUGUUAUUAGCCGUGCUUUUCCUGAUGGUGAUUGUUGCAGCAGAAUAAUAGUAACCACGGAAAUCGAGGAUGUAGCACUGGCAUGCAGUAGGUACCAGUUUAAGUACAUGUAUGAGAUGAGUCCUCUUAAUGGUGAUCAGUCAAGACAGUUAUUCCUUGGUAGAGUUUUUGAGUCUGAAAAUGAUUGUCCUCCAGAUUUCAAACAAGUUGCAUAUGAGAUUAUCCGGAAAUGUGGAGGUUUACCAUUAGCAACUGAAGAUAUAGCAAGCAUGUUAGCAUGUCAGCUAAACGUCGAUCAAUGGAAACAUGUAAGAGAUUCUUUACCCUCUUUGAGUUUGAGGACAAACCCUAGUUCUGAAGGGUUGAAAGAAGUUCUCAACAUUAUUUACAAUAACCUUUCGCCAAAUUUGAAGACAUGCUUGCUAUAUCUUGGUAUAUAUCCAGAGGGAUGGACUAUCAGCAAAGAUGAAUUGGUGAAGCAAUGGGUAACUGAAGAUUUUGUCCGCGAUGAGCAAGACAGAGAGAAAACUGCACGAGAUUAUUUUGAUAUACUUGUCAGUAGAGGAAUGAUCCAGCCUGUAGAAAAAGAUUAUAAUGAUGAGCUGUUGACAUGUACAAUUCACCACAUGGUACUAGAUCUUAUCAGGUGCAAAUGUCUCGAGGAGAAUUUCAUCAUUAAUGUGAGCUGCUUUCAAACAACUCCAGGUCUUCCUGACAAGGUUCGUCGACUGUCUGUCCAGUUUGGUGGUGCAAAAUGUGCAAGUAUACCAGCAGACUUCAUGAUGACUCAAGUUAGAUCACUUGUUUAUUUUGGGUUCUAUAACUGUGUACCUUCCAUUGUGGAAUAUAAGCUCCUUCGAGUUCUGAUUCUUCAUAUCUGGGCUGAUGAAAGCAAAAUAUUUGACCUCACUAGAAUUAGUGAACUGUUUCAGCUGAGGUAUCUGAAAAUUGAUUGUAACAUCACUGUCCAUCUGCCAGAUGAGAUUCGACAGCUAAAAUUCUUGGAGACACUGGAGCUGCAUGCACCAGUAAAUGAUAUGCCAUCGGAUAUUAGUUGCUUGCCAUUACUUCGCACUCUGGGCUAUUUUGAUCUCAGCAAGAACGCAACAGAGACUGUACAGAGCCUUGGGGAGCUGAACAAUCUCGAAGACCUUCAUCUCACUUGGUGUAACAGUACAGAGCCUGACAAUCUGAAGAACAAUAUGCAAUGCCUGGGCUCAAUUCUCGGGAAACUCAGCAACCUCAAGUCUUUAACUCUAGUACCUGCAGCCGCCUCUCAUGCAGAUGUUCUGGGCGACGCUGGUGGUGCAAGCGUGCAUAUUUCUGGCGAUGUCUUCAGCAGCGUGUCCUUUCCCCCAGCCCUUCUUCAGAGGCUUGAGCUAGGGCGCUGUUGCAUCUUUUCCAGCCUACCCGAGUGGACCAAAGAACUUGGCAAUCUCUGCGUUUUGAAGAUCUCAGUUAGGAAGCUGUUGAGUAAAGAUAUAGAUAUUCUCAAAGGAUUGCCAGCCCUCAUGGCUCUCUCGCUGUACGUCUGGACUGCCCCUGUAGGGAAGGUCAUCUUUGAUAACGAGGGAUUCUCGGUUCUCAAAUACUUCAAGUUCACGUGUGCUGCCCCAUGCGUGGCAUUUCUGAAAGGAUCAAUGCCUAGUGUCCGGGAGCUUAAGAUAGCAUUCAAUGCUAAUAGAAUGGAGCAAUACAGCCAGAUAUUUCCUGGCUUAGAGUACCUGAUAGAACUUAGAGAGAUCACUGCAGAAGUUGGGGGCACUGGUACUGAUGAAUCCGAUAAAAGGUAUGCGGAGUCGGCAUUGAGUGGCGCCAUUGCCAAUCAUCCAUGCACUCCUAUAAUCAGAGUACAGUGUGUAGAUCAGAUUUUAUUUGGUGCCGUCACACAAGAACAAGAACACUGGACUCUGGACGAACAACAUGAGAUACAAGAGGAAUUGCUUGAUCCUCCCAUACCAGUACAAGAUCAGCCAGACAACAGCACUCCAGGCACUGAUGGUAAGGAUGAUUUCCAGAAGUUGCGCACAUACCUUCUAUUGCUUGGCAUCCUUGCCGCCACAGUCACCUACCAAGCUGGGAUGAGUCCACCAGGAGGCUUUUGGGCAGAUAACAGUGAUGUGCAUACUGCUGGUUGA
This is a messenger RNA of Triticum turgidum subsp. durum (durum wheat), 3084 nucleotides long. Lineage: Eukaryota; Viridiplantae; Streptophyta; Magnoliopsida; Poales; Poaceae. The record is from the annotation of a GenBank genome assembly.